AUGCGCUUCGCCAUCUUCAUCUUCAUUUCGACCUCUCUUGCGCUCCUCAUCCCGAGAUGCGACGAAGGGUAUGCGGGCUCGAAUAACUUUGAUACUUCUCCUGUCGCUACUGCUACACAAACUGUCUCCGAAUCAAGAUACCCUUAUACCAAGAAGAUCAAGACUACUCCUACCAAGACUCCUUCGACUACACCUUUGGCAACUCGUGCUGUGACAACUGAUAUCGAUGAGUCCGAAACCGGCGAGGUUUCAACAAGCAGCUGCACCCCUAGCUCUAUCUGUGUGGACAUGAUCAACUCUUGCGGCCACCGUUAUGGAGGAUGCUAUGAUCAAAACUUCUGCGAUGGCAACACAAGCCCAUACCCUGUCCCUCCUGCUUGUCCAACCAUGACGACGGUCAAGCGGGCAGCUGCAGCACCCCCAGCCAUCACACCAGCUUGA
Aureobasidium vineae is the source of this 441-nucleotide messenger RNA. NCBI's taxonomy places the organism in Eukaryota, Fungi, Ascomycota, Dothideomycetes, Dothideales, Saccotheciaceae. The record is from the annotation of a GenBank genome assembly.